AUGCUGCGAUGUCCGGUUGGUAGGCGCAUGGCGAUUCCGAUGAACACUCCUCCGAAACUAAUUCGCAGUAUUCUGAAUAUGGAAGAAGUUAAUGAGAUUCGCGAGCUGCAAUCAACAUUCAUAGGUCAAGAUCGCAGCCCAUACUCCGAAAUCGGUUCAGCCGCACCUUUUGGCUCAGGAUUGAACUGGUGGGGCCUGCCUACUGCGGUGAAGCCAUGCAAUUUCCCUGUGAGAUACAGCAGGCAACGGUUUUUACAGCCACAUGGCAUACGUCAAACAUGUGACGCAUGA
Necator americanus (New World hookworm) is the source of this 291-nucleotide messenger RNA. RefSeq lists its product as uncharacterized. The transcript has 3 exons. Lineage: Eukaryota; Metazoa; Nematoda; Chromadorea; Rhabditida; Ancylostomatidae. The coding region runs from base 1 to 291 and encodes 96 amino acids. The record is from RefSeq and is a predicted model, not a curated record.